AGUCUACCGCGCCACCAUGACCUUAUUACCUCGUGUUAUAAACGGAAGUAUAGCCGGUCUUAUUGGUGUUACUUGUGUUUUCCCAAUUGAUCUCGUAAAAACUCGACUUCAAAAUCAACAAAUAACGAGCAAUGGCCAACGUAUGUACAAUUCGAUGUUUGAUUGUUUUGUUAAAACUGCCAAGAGUGAGGGAAUAUUUGGCAUGUACAAAGGAUCUGCUGUCAAUCUUCUUUUAAUAACGCCAGAAAAGGUUAUUAAAUUAGUUGGUAAUGACAUUCUUCGCCAUAAACUUCAGAAUAAACAAGGAAAACUAACGCUAUUCCGAGAAAUGUUAGCUGGAGGGGGAGCUGGCCUAUGUCAAAUUACUGUAACCACCCCUAUGGAGUUAUUAAAAAUUCAAAUGCAAGAUGCCGGAAGGAAAAUAUCAAAACCAAAAGUAAUAAUGAAAAAGACGUCUGCAGAGCUUCAUUCUAGCCGAUCAUAUGCAACAACGACGAAAGAAACGACAAUGACUGCCACUAGCAUUGCCUUGAAGCUAUUGAGAGAAAGAGGUUUAUUUGGCCUAUACAAAGGGUGUGGCGCUACCGCUUUACGCGACGUCACUUUUAGCGCAAUAUAUUUCCCACUCUUUGCCCAUUUUAAUUCCGUUGGACCAAAGAGAGCUGAUGGUAGUUCUAAAUUUUAUGUAACCUUCGUUGGGGGCUGUUUAGCUGGUUGCAUAGCGUCUCUGAGUGUAAAUCCUUUCGAUGUCGUCAAGACAAGGUUGCAAACACUCUCAAAGGGUCAGGGAGAAACAACAUACGAAGGAAUAAUCGACUGCUUCAGAAAGACUUGGGGAAUAGAGGGAGGAAAAGCAUUUUUCAAAGGGGCAACCUGCAGAAUAAUGGUCAUCGCUCCAUUGUUUGGUAUCGCUCAAACUGUUUAUUAUUUAGGUGUUGCAGAGAAACUUUUAAAUGUUGAUCGCUCUAAGUCCGUUUAA
Messenger RNA from Dimorphilus gyrociliatus, 979 nucleotides. Lineage: Eukaryota; Metazoa; Annelida; Polychaeta; Dinophilidae. The record is from the annotation of a GenBank genome assembly.